Molecule: messenger RNA, 4517 nt
Organism: Pneumocystis murina B123
Lineage: Eukaryota; Fungi; Ascomycota; Pneumocystomycetes; Pneumocystales; Pneumocystaceae
Exons: 16
Coding region: 40-4485 (1481 amino acids)
Biological process (GO): regulation of ARF protein signal transduction
Molecular function (GO): guanyl-nucleotide exchange factor activity
Source: RefSeq, a predicted model, not a curated record
AAAGAUAUUAAAGACACAUAUAGUGUCUUAUAGGAUCUCAUGGAAAGGCCAUGUUAUUAUUUUAAAGAAAGAAUUCUUUGUAGCAAUGAAGCACUUUUUAUUAUUAAUGAAUCAUCUAUGAUUAUUUCAGUAAUUCGAAAAAAUAUAAGAGAUAUGACAGGAGGAGCAUCUAGUAUUCUUGGAGAAGCUUUUGGAGGAGUACUUGAUGAAGUUUUGAGUGUCGAUAAGGUUCAAAAUGGGCGUAAAAAUUGGAUUAAAUCAAUGGAAAAUUCAUUAUUAUAUAAAUAUUCUCGACUUAAAUGUGAUUUAAUUAAAUGCAAAGAUGUAUCAUCAAUAGAUACAUUAUUACUUUUAGAUCCAUUUAUAUAUACAAUUGAGAAUUCAUCGAUUGAGGCAUCAAUUAAAUCUCUUGCACUUAGUUCUAUAAUGAAGUUUAUUUCCUAUGGAGUUAUUAAUAAAAAUUCUUCAGGUCUUUCAUUAGCAAUUAAACGACUUAUAUCAGCUCUUACAAGAUAUAUAUCUGAAACACUUGAUUUAUUAUAUGAUGAAACGGUGUUACUUAAAAUGUUUAGAUUGAUAGAACAAAUAAUAAUAAGUGUCAUUGGAAGAUUUAUUUGCGAUUCAAUUAUUCCUGAAAUAAUUGAAAUAUGUUUAAAGGUAUCUUGUCGACUACAUUUAAGUAAGGUUCUUAGAAAAAGUGUUGAAAUGAUAAUGUUAUCUGUAAUUCAAACGAUUUUUGGAAGACUAAAAGAAAUAACAUUAAAAGAUGAAAAACUAUCAUUUAUGAUAGUAAAUGAUCAAGAAGUUUUGUCAAAAAAUCAAAAAUUUGUGUCUAAUAAUAAAAAUUCUAAAACAUUAUCAUCAGAGAAGAUUAAUUAUAAAAAUGAUUUUUUUUUAGAAAACAAAAAUGAUAAUAUAAAAAAUGGAGAACAGAUUGAUGAAGAGAUCGUUCCUUAUGGAAUUAUAUCAAUAAAAAAAGUCUUUUAUACUUUAAUAUUAUUACUAGAACCACAUAAUAGACAACAUACAGAUACUGUACGUAUUAUAGCAUUGCGAAUGAUUAAUACUGCUAUUGAAGUUUCAGGACCAGUGAUAGAACAUCAUCCAGAUUUGUGUCGUUUAAUCACAGAUGAUUUAUGCAGAUAUUUAUUUCAACUUAUUCAAUCAGAUAAUCUUUCUAUCAUAUUUCAUUCUUUUCAAAUAAUUUCAUUACUUCUACAUAUGAUGAGGCCUUUUCUUAAAUUUCAACAAGAAGUUUUCCUUAAAUAUGCUAUGUCCUGUUUUUCUAAUCACAAUGAUAUUAAAUAUCCAUCAGUUGGCCAUAUAUUAUAUCAAGAAAUGUUAGAUACACCAAAACAUAGACAUUUCAUAUCCGGAAAGGACAUUUCUAUUUCAACAAAAGAACAAAGAAAACUAGGGAAUGAAGAGUCUAGAGAAGUAAAUAUACAAGAAAUUAUCAUGGAAUGUAUUCUUGGUUUAGUUCGAAUACCCAGCUUUAUUAAUGAUUUGUUUGUAAAUUAUGAUUGCGAAAUAAAUAUGUGUAAUUUAUGUGAGGAUCUUAUUGAUUUUUUUAUUAGUAAUAUAUUUUCUGAUCCAAUGAUUUGGUCAAAAACGAAUAUACCAUUAUUAUCUUUACAAGCAAUAUUAAUAUUGGUAGAAUAUAUAUCUGAAAGAUUAAAUAUAGAAGAAAAUAAGGAAUCUUUAAUUCAUAAGUUCCCAUCUCUAGAAACUCUUUUGGAGAAGAAAAAUAAAAAAGCAACAAUAAUCCAAGGAUCUAUAAAAUUUAAUGAAAAACCAAGAGAAGGAAUAAAAUAUCUACAAAAUAAUGGAAUUUUAGAUAAGAAUGCUAGUUUUGAAUCAAUUGCUUCAUUUUUAAAAAAUACAAGUUAUGUCAACAAAAAAUUGCUAGGAAUAUAUCUUUCAAAAUUGGAAAAUUCUCAGGUUUUAGACUGUUUUAUUAAUACAUUUGAUUUUCGAGGGAAACGUAUUGAAGAAGCUCUUCGUGAAGUUUUGUCAUUUUUUAGAUUACCCGGUGAAUCACAACAAAUAGAACGAAUAUUGGAAAAGUUUUCGAAUAAAUAUUAUGAAACUAAUCCGGUUGAAAUAGAAACAGCAGACGCAGCUUUUGUUUUAGCAUAUUCGAUAGCUAUGUUAAAUGUUGAUUUACAUAAUACUCAAGUUAAGAAACGAAUGACUAUUGAGGAAUACACAAAGAAUUUAAGAAAUCUCAACAACAACAAAGACUUUGAUCCUGAAUAUUUGAAAACAAUUUAUGAAGCUAUCCGUUCUAAUGAGAUAAUUGUUCCUGAUGAACACAAUAGCCAAUUAGGAUUUGAGUAUACGUGGAGAAAUCUUACAAAAUUAUGUAUUAAUAAGGAAUUUCGAAUAUAUAAUACCAAUAUCUAUGAUCAAUAUAUUUUCGAAAUUACAUGGAAGCCUAUUAUUAGCUCAUUUACCUAUGCAUUUAUUUCUUCAACAGAUGAUAAUGUUCUUUAUUAUGUUGUCAAUGGGUUUGGUCAUUGCUCCAAAAUUGCAUCACAAUAUAAAAUGAGCGAAGUUAUUGAUUACAUAAUAUCAUGUCUUUUAAAAGUGAUAUCUAUUGAUGAUAAUGAAUUAAAAAACAUUUCUACUAACUUACUAAUAAAUAUUGAUGGCAAUGAUAUUUAUGUAAAUCCUUUUUCAAUUAAAUUUGGCGAAAACUUUAAGGCACAGCUUGCAGCUAUUGUUUUAUUUAGAAUAUCUAAUGGAAACGAAUCAUUGAUUCUAGAAGGGUGGAAAGAGAUAUUUAAACUCCUUUUUAUAUUUUUCAUUAAUCAUUUACUUUGUCCAUCCUUUACUCAAAUACAAAAUUAUAUUUCAAUUCCACCUAUUACUAUUACAUCCAAAGUAAAAAGUGGCAAGAAAAUAUAUGAGAACAGAUCCCUUGGAUUAUUAUCAGCAUUGUCAUCAUAUCUUUCGGGAUAUGGAACUAAUGAUGGGUUUAUUGCAUCGGAAACCGAAAUUGAGUAUGCAAUAUCUACAGCUGAAUGCAUUAAAUCGUGUCAUAUAGAAUCUUUAUAUAAAAAUAUGAUGUCGCUUGAUUUAGAUAUUACAAAACAAUUAAUCGAUAUUUUACUGCAACCAUUUUCUCAGGAUUUAUUUAUGAUGUUAAAUUUAAGAAAUUCUUCUCAAGAUAGCUUAAAAAGUAAUUCAUCAAAUAAUGACUAUUAUUUAAAAUACGAUGAAAUCAUUUUAUUAAGAAUGGAAAUAGCUACAUGUUUUGUUUUACGUGAUACAUCUUCUUUAAAAGAAUUUUCUCAAUUAGUGACUCGAUAUCUUUUAAAUUUCAUUAAUAAUUCGGAAAAGAUUCAUAAUAUAAUAAGAGAAAGAUUUAUUAUAUAUUUAUUACGUAUAGUUAAAGAAGAUAUUGAUAAAGAUCUAAAUCAAUUAAAAUUUUCUUCAGUGCUUCAUUCAUUAGCAUCAUUAAAUGAUGCUUUUAUAAUUGAAUAUGGACUUAGUAUUUCUAAUGGAAUUUUAGAAAUCAUCAAACUGUCAAAAAAUCAAGAAUAUAUCAACUCUGGUCAUUUGCUUAAACUUCUUUCAUUAGUUCAAAAGAAUGAAGUGGCUAUUCCUGUUACUUUUCAAAUUGUUCAACAUUUAUCAUCCCAAAAACUUUCAAAAGAAGGUUUUCAAUCAAUUAUUUUUUUAUUAAAUCAGAUUAUAAAUUACACAUCAAUAAAUAAAAAACAUAAUCUUGAGAGAAUUAAAUUACUAAUUUCUGAAGAAUCUCAAACAUUAGUUCAUUUUAUAGAUUAUGCAACUCAAUCAAUUAAUAUUUUAUAUCAACUUCAUUUAAAAGCGUUGUCAUUAUUUCCUGAUACCGAAUUAGACUUUGAAGAGGUCUGGAAAAUAUUUUGGGCACCUAUUUUUAAUAUAUUUCAAGAACAAUGCACGAAUAUCUUUUAUGAAGUGAGACAAGAAGCAUUUACAUGUCUUCAAAAAUCACUUUUGUCCUCACAAUUUUCUAAUGAUAAAAAUUUACAAUGGAUUCUUGUGUUCAAAGAAAUCUUAUUUCCAUUAAUAUUUCGUCUUUUGAAACCUGAAAUAUAUCAACUUGAUCUUCAAGGAAUGGCACAGGCACGAAUACAAGCAGUAACUCUUUUGUGCAAAGUUUAUCUUCAUUAUUUAGUAAAAUUGUCUAAAUACGAUGGAAUGCUUGACUUAUGGAUUAGCUUAUUAGAUAUUAUAGACAGAUUAAUCAAUAGUGGUCAACCAGAUCAUUUGACAGAAGCUGUUCUUGAAUCUCUUAAAAAUGUUUUAUUAGUGAUGAAUACAUCAGGUUAUUUAGUGCCACCAUCAGACUCAAAUUUAGUAUUUUCCGAAAAUUUGAAUCAUAGCAACAAUCAAUUUCAUUGUAUACUAUGGAAGGAAACAUGGAAUCGUAUUAAUCGUUUUUUGCCGCAUCUUAGAGAAGAACUAUUUCCUACAGAAAUUCAUUCUAAUUAAUAAUCCAGCAGAAAGAUAUAUAGAAAACAAUU